This is a messenger RNA of Hyalella azteca, 7820 nucleotides long. RefSeq names its product rho GTPase-activating protein 7 (gene cv-c). The transcript has 20 exons. The coding region runs from base 617 to 5236 and encodes 1539 amino acids. Gene Ontology annotation, biological process: regulation of Rho protein signal transduction; actin cytoskeleton organization; signal transduction. The record is from RefSeq and is a predicted model, not a curated record. Lineage: Eukaryota; Metazoa; Arthropoda; Malacostraca; Amphipoda; Hyalellidae. Gene Ontology annotation, molecular function: lipid binding; GTPase activator activity.
GAGUGUAUGGUGUGUUGUGUUCAGCGGUCUGGAUGUGGGAGUGGACCAACCUGAGUCUCCUGUUUCGUUGACAUUCAUAGCACCAUUAUUUUUCACAAUUCAGUUUGUUUGAAGGUACUUUCUUAACAAGUACCCUUUCACAGUAUUUUGUAUUGUGAGGCGUUUUGUUUAAGAUUUGACGCAUAUUAUGCGCCCGCUGAAGUUAGUGGGCGUUUGUUGUCACAGAAAUAUCUCCAAACAACAUUCGGUGUUGGACGUGCUUGAACUUGACAGGUAAUUUGAUUACCAAAGCAAGGUUCGAAAGAUCAAGUCAUUGACUUGUCAAAGUUGCUAUGUUUUUGCUAUAUGUGAACCAAUACUUGUGAAAAGUGCGUCGCACACAUUGUUAUUGUUUAAUACUUUAAUCAAUGAGUAAAACCGGAUUCCCAUAUAAUAUGGCAAAUACAUACAUGUAUUGCAAAAUAUGCAAAUGAUUGUAUGUUUGCUUGUCCGUGUUUCACAGUGUGUGUAAAACAAUUCAGUUUAUUUAGUGAGUUGUUGAACUUUACCAGGUGUGAAAUGUUAAUCUAUUCAUUACACUGAUCUUGAGUUUGGGUAAUCCAAAUUUAUUUUUGUCAUGAUGCGUCUCGAGAAUUCAUAUCUCGCCGGGCCUCUCGUGUCUCCUUUGCUGGAGAUACACAGGCAAGAGACAGAAGCCGGUAGUUCAGACAGCGAAACUCUGUUGCAGCAACAACAGCGCGAGCAACAACAGGACGAGGAGGUGUCACUGCCAAUCUCCAGUCCUUCUUCUGAAACUUCAGAAUUGAGUUCCGUAGAUGGCAACCUAACUUGUGCGCUACCUGGACCAAGGCCUCAGUUCGAGCAACAGGUGUUCAGUUCUGCGGCUUCUCUUGUCCUAAAUUCCAUUCCAAAUCCCCCUCCCAAUUCGAGUCCAAUGAUUCCAAAAGACACCGGGAAAACUGUCGAGAAUAUGACUUCUACGUGCGAUUUUUGUCUAGCAGAUAGAAACCUAGUCCAACAACCUCUCGACGAUUGUGUUGGGGAAAGAAUAUCUACUGCGACCAAAUUACCCGCUACCUGCAGCGAUGACUGUCAACAGAAUUUGGAGCAACGUUGGGACCCCAAGGCAAGCUUUUUGAAGGAGGUGACCUCGUUGCAAUGCGUUGAAAAACCAGAACUUGUCCGACAUCUGGACGGACGUCCCGCUGCGUCUAGCCUGCGUCAAGACAGCAUAAUUCCAGCUCAGCUCGAGCCACUGAGAAAUGAGGCAUUGAAGCCGCUGAACGAUGUUCAGCUCCGCCUUGAGGUUCUUCAGCGGAAGUUACGUGAACAGCGUGAAGCCGCUGAACGUGAGUGCGCGGAACUACAAGCUGCGUUGCGGCAGGAGAAACUUCAACCACUACCGGGUUGUCUUGAGGAGAAGUUCAUUGUACCUGAUGUCGCCGGCAUGAAAACGCCGGACCAGGAACUAAGAGAACUGGAAGCCAAGCUGAAAAUUGAUUUGAAUGUUUAUUUGACGCCUUUGGUGCGUAGACAAAGAAAUAAGCAUGCAUUGAGAUAUGUGCCUGAGGCUGAACUUAUCGAGUCAUUCUCUUCACUCAACAGUGAAGGUCAUUGUUGUUGCGGCUCUUGUAAAUUGUGCCAGACUCAUACAUCUGCUCAAGUACCCUUGGGCAUGACCCCGUACGGAGGAUUAUUGCAUAAGGAUACGAACUGCGUUAUUAAUCAAUUUACGAAUGGUCAAAUUAAUGCAAUCCCCACGUGCCCUGAUGAUGAAAAGCCCAAGUACGACAGGAAGAACCUAUAUCUUCAGUUGCACCGUAGUCACAACCACAGUAACGGAAACCAGAACAAACUGAAAGCUUCUUCAGCCCGUAAGAAUAUUUACUGGAGCGACCAGAACAACGGCAUGGCGAAGGAAAUUGACUAUGGCCAUCAAAAUCUAUGGCAAACCGACGACAUCUCUGACAAGAAAACUAGUUCGUCUUCUGAGGGCAGCUUGCAAUCCCUCGGUUUCUCCAAUAAGACUUACUCGCCUGUCUUUACUGCUUCCAAGUUCCUGCCCGGCUGCAGUUCCCCUGCUGUUGAAAAGUUUCCUUGCUUGAAUAACUCGUCUCCUCCCUUGCCCAAAGCAGAAGAAUUCUCCAGUGUAGAUGUCGCUGAUACGAGCGGUGCCGGAGAAUACGUACGCGUGCGCCAGAAGAAAGGCUUUGUGCCUAAACUCUACACCUGUAACUGCAGUAAUUGUUUGGAGCUGGAAGCGCUCGAGUGCUGCAAAUGGCUGAGAGCGGCAGGCUUUCCUCAAUACGUCCAGAUGUACGAAGGCAUGGAGUUUCCAGUGGACGUGGAAGGAGCACGUCGCGAUCACAGUUUCUUGAGCGAAGGCGAGCUGAACGCCUUCACCAAACGUAUCGUCACCCUCAACAAGUGUGCCAGGGUGCGCUUCGAUCACAGCACCGUUAAAAAGGACGAUGACUCAGACGACGAAGAGCAGCAGUGCGCGCUGAGCAGCAACUGGCACUUCGAGCGCAACUCCAGACGUUGGUCACGAGUGGGCGCUGAACCCGAAAGCAGAAUGCUGGACGUAGCAGCACCUCCCUUCAAGCGCUCGGGCUCUGAGCGUAUCAAGGACAGGGCCAAAGAGCUGCUCAGGAGAGUCGAGUCUAUGAACACGCGCAGAAAGAAACGACCUGCGCGGGAUGGCAAGCUGCGCAUGCGCGUUGGUGCACCUAUUAUAAGCGACCCUGCAGCUAUGGAGAGCCGCGUCGCAGGUCUUGCGUGCGUGGACCUGCCCAGGCAGGACGCGGGCGACGAUGUCGCUUCAUCCCUACGCGAUGCCCACGUGGCUCCUCGACAUCGCAGCCUCUCCAGACAUGCUCACUCUCAGGGCGAAGAUUCCUCUUCAUUGACAUCGGACCAAUCACAAAACUCUACUCCACUUUUCCGUUCACGGCGCCGUAAAAAGUUUUUGCCAAGCCACGACGAAACGAGUGGUCACGGUAACCUGAGUGACGUGAGUGGCAAGAGUGGCGGUCACGACGGCAGCUCCAGGAGUGGCGAGAGUGGUACUGCGUUCAGCGACUCUGAGUGCUCGUUGCCGACCAACAGAAGUGGUGACCACAGGCUUACGCAGGAUCAGAACAAGCUGCGAGCUCAGCUGUCAGCUGAAGGUGCCCUAGAGAGCAGACAGGAGCAUCUGCCUCUCCAGCACUCCAGUUCUAUCAACGUCCCGUUUGGGCUGGCUAACCCUCCGCCCACCAAACAACAAAUGCUCAUCAAUAAUAGAAACAAGAGCAUGAGCUGCUCGCCGCUGCCUCCAGCGAGCUCUGGGGACGAAGAGCGUCAUUCCAUAUACGACAACGUGCCCAUCAUCAUCUGCAAUAAGAGCUACCAUGAAUACCAGCCUGACGUCACCAUGCACUCAGGUUUGAAAAGUGCAAGAGAAGGUUCAGGCAGCAGCGAGGGCUUCCCUGCUGACAGUCGCGACUCUCUCUCACCGGCCGACCACGAGCUUGCCUUCGUCGUCUCCGCGGCACAGCAUCUCGACGUGCUGCAACCCAAGAGAAGAAACACUGUGGACCGUUGGCACAGCUUCAACAGCGGCAGCCGACGUUCGACAUACUCCUGCGACAAGGGCAUGCCCAUCUCGCACUUUAGUGCCGGACAACUGCUCAUACUUAAGAAACGAGCCUUGUUGAGGUUGACUGCCCUCAUGGAACACCACUGCCCCUCUCGUCCGUCAUGGAACUGGGAGCUUCCCAAGUUCAUGUUAAAGAGGCUCAGGCCUUCCGACGCCAAGACUUCUCCUGCAGUCUUCGGUGUGAGCCUUCACGUCACUCAACGUAAAACGGGCUACCCGCUGCCGCCGGUCAUCAUGGAAGCUCUCAGCUACCUGCACAAGUCAUGUUCUGACCAGGUGGGACUUUUCCGCAAACCCGGCGUGCGCUCCCGUAUACAAAAACUUAGAGAGCUAAUUGACCAAGGGGAGACGGUGGACUUUACGACCUACGGUGCUUACGACGUCGCAGACAUGGUCAAGACCUACUUCAGAGAGCUCCCUGAAGUUCUCCUCACCAACAAAAUCUCUGAACUUUUCCUCGCUAUUUUUCAUUAUCUCCCAGAAGCUGAUCGCUUGGAGGCGGUACAGUGCGGGCUCUUGAUGAUGCCUGAUGAGAACAGAGAAGCCCUCAUGACGCUUCUGACUUUCCUGGCCAAAAUAGCAGAUAAUUCAAGCCUUAAUCAGAUGACGGCUAGUAAUCUGGCUGUGUGUCUUGCACCUUCGCUGUUCCAUUUAUGUAUUGGUGGAGUUGGUGCAAGUCCGCUGAGAAGAAAGAACACGAGCGGAACGCCCGAGCAGAAAGACUUGAACGACAAUAAAGCCGCGCACGUGUGUCUCCAAGCCAUGAUACAGCAGGUUUCAGAAAUUGACUUCGUCAGGGCGGAGACAUUAAGUAAAAUAUCCUUCACUUACCUGGAAAAUAGCCAGCCUCUGCAUGUGGAAGAUUUAGGCCUGUCUUCCACUUAUCCAUCGCACCACACCACCACGGAGGACGGGCAAGAGACGGGAGAUAAGACCGCCGUGACACAACACAGCUCAGACUGGGCCGCGUAUAUGGACUCUUGUAUAGCGGCGCUUGUUAAGGAAGUCAAGGAAAAGAAUCGUGGAUACGUGUCAAUUAUGUCUCCCGACCCCGACGUUGAGGUGAUAUAUAGGAAGGUGGGCGAUGGUCACCCCUUGAGGUUAUGGAAAGUCACCACUGAAGUAGAGGCACCUCCCGCUGAACUGCUCACCAGAGUUCUGCGCGAAAGGCACGUGUGGGACGACAGUCUGGUGAGAUGGAGAGUCAUCGCAAGACUCGACCAUCAGUCGGACGUGCUGCAGUUCAUAACAAAGUCCAUGCCACCAAAGCCACACAAUGAUUUCUGCGUGCUAAGAUGUUGGCGCAGUGACAUGGGCCGCGUAGGGGGAGCCUGCGCUCUGGUGGAGACCUCAGUGGAGCAUCCAGACGCCCGCCUCGUGGACGGCUGCACGCGCGGCGUGGUGCUCGUGUCGCGCUACUUCAUCCAGCCCUGCGGCAGCGGCAAGUCCAGAGUCACGCACGUGUCCAGGAUUGAUCUCAGAGGAAGGUCCCCUGAAUGGUACAACAAAUCGUACGGCGCUCUCGCAGCGAGAAAAAUCGCUCGUUUGCGCGACAGCUUCAAGCAUUUCGCUGAGGGGCCUGAGAGCAAAGUUUAGCACCGGUUUACCGAUCGCUGAGUUUAAGAACAACAUUCCUGUGUGCCAGAAAAUAUAUAUUUUUAACGCAAUGCCAGUGUUCAAUCAAUCAUGUCUAUCGUAAGCCUUGGCUACGAGUAAUUUUGAAGAAUUUAAAACAAAUUUCGGGAUCAAAUAAUAUACUUGAGUUACCUGAAGCGUGCCAUCAUAUUGCGUAACUUUUCUUUGCCUGCGUCUGAAAUUUUUUUCUGCAUAAUUAUAAUGUACCAUGCGGAUUUUGUCAUAACUUGUGAAAAGGAAUGGAGUGGGAUUUGACAGUCCAUUUAUCAUUGCAGUGUGAACGUUCUUUUACCAUAACUAAAAUACUAGGGAUUUUAGUAUUGAGUGUGCAAUGAGACACGAUAUUUGCGUUUGAACUACCGGUACUUACAAAACUCGACGCUCCACAAGCGGUUAUGUUCGUUCUAAGAAUAGCCAGCUUAAAUUGCACACAACCGACAAAAAACUAUUUUUGUGAUGCUUAGUGUCUGCUCAUUCUCAUAAAAACACUGGCUUCACAUUCAAUUUUCUACUCCGUGCUGAAAAUCAAGAAUUUCAGAAAAAAUCAGUAUGACCUAGAAACGUGAGACGAGCGUUUCAGUGCAGAUCUACUUCAGCGUUAUCAAGAUAUUAGUUGUGAUUGAGCAAAGCAUUAGUUGCAGGCCUUCCAGAUGCUGCCAAUCUAUCCUUUAUUGUAUCACUUUGUUCUCCUUAUUUUAUUCAUGUUCAUGCUUGUAAAACGUCAAUUGAAUCCAUUCCAGAGUUGGCCUAUUUACUGUAGAUUCCUGAAGUCUUUCUUAAUCUGGCUUACAGUUUACAAUUUGAAUUUUUCCCCUACUUGAGACUCAUGAAUUGCCGUGAUUAUGUCUAUAUAUGGAUGAAUCCUUUGUGGUUGCGUCUUAGAAACGACUGUGCAUUUCUUGCCCCAGAGCUGUUCCGUUGCAGCUUCGCUAGUCAGCAUUUAAUUAAUAAGAUAAACGUUUGUUUUAUGGUAUAAAACUUUUAAGAAAACCUGUGAACUUGUAAAUCACUGGAGAAAUACAGUGUACAGAUAACUAGUGUGUACGUCUUUAUAGAUUAGAAGUUGUUACGAACCUGCGUGAGGAGCGAGAUUUCGUCUCGCAUCGAUUUCUAAAUGAUGUUAUCGCGUACGAAAGUGGUUGACAUAUUCGACUCGUGUCUUCAGCGAGAUCGCGUGUUUGCGUAGCUCAUCUUUAAAAUUGUCCGUAAAUUCAUCAGCAAAAAGUUAAGGUCAGCAAGAACUUAGUGUUCAAUUUAAACAUGGAGGUUUCAUGUGCAUCAGUUCAUCUAUUGCUGACAAUAUUGUUGUGCGUCUUACGAUGCAUGUACUGGGCAGACCCCAAUAGAGUAUCGACUGUUGUUGCAUCUCAUGAGAUGACACUUUCAUAACCUUAGUCGAGUUCUUUGCUCCUGCAAUCUGUGUGUCUUCCCUUUAUAUCAAAAGUAAUGAUGUUUAUAUUUCUACUUGAUGUCGCGUAGUAAAUGACGUGUUAGUAACAUGCGUACAUUUAUUACUCUUUUGAUCGACUGGACCCAGACCCUUGAUUACCGCUUACGUUGAUGUUUAAUAUCACCGAAAAGAAUAACUUUCAUGUUGUCAGACCAUACAAACAAUUGCUGUGUAAUUGUAUUAAACUUAUCAGAAUAAUACUUACAUUCCACGAGCAUUUUGUAAAGUUGAAUGACAUCUGUUGGCGUGAGCAUCGUUAGGUUAGAGUCAAAAAUGCAUGGAAAAGUUUUUUAUUUACGAAAUCCAUUGAACUAUUCAGUGUUAGGGUUUCCGACAGACGAAAGACCAAUCAUUUAGAACUGAUGUUAUUUCAUUUUAAAAGCGUUGAACAACAAUGCUCUAUUCUAUGCAUGUGGUUCGUCAAUUAAAGAAAUAGCGCUUUGGUGCUCAAAGUAAAUGUUUAUCAAUAGUUUAUGGAAGAAUUGAACCAUUUCAAUACUGGUUAAUAGCAAGUUGCUUUUUGGACCAAGAUUUGCUAUGUAGUUGUUCCACGCGGGUGAUUUGGCUAAAAGUGAGCUUGGAAUUUGUGCAUCAUGUUUGUUGUGAAAAGAAUUAUUAGACAGAACAUUGCCAGUGUAUUUUGUAUGAUGUCUACAUUCCUAGUCUCAAUUUUGGGUAAUUUUUACCUCGAUAGUAAUAGAUAUAUCUGUGUAAAUACCAUUUUAUUUUUGUUACAUACUUCUUACAAUUUCAUCACUUUAUCGUUACUGUUGUAUGACCAGAUUUAGGAUAUCUACUGAAUUGUUUGAUUAUUGAAAAAAAAAAUUAAAUUUGGUACCUUGGUAUAUUUGAUUAGUCUAUGCUGUCAAGAAAUAUGCUCAUUAACUGAGCAUUAGUAAAAGCUCUAUCACUUAUGAAUGUCACCUUAGUCCAGACCUGAUCCUUUUACUGAAAUUACCAUAUUGGCUAUUUAUUUCAUUUUUCGCUAACUCACCUUGCUGCUAUAUUUUUUGAAUAUAUUGAACGGAUUUUAGUUUUUUUGUCUGUUCGUGAUUCGACCAACUCUUCUCCGCAAUACAUAAUCUUCAUACCUAA